UCUAUGGGGUCACCACUAUGGGGUUUCCUAUAUGGGAUCAGCUCUAUGGGGUCUCCUCUAUAGGGUCACCUUUUGGGGUCCCCUCUAUGGGGUCAAAAACACUUGUGCACUGCACUCUGUGUCACAAUGAAGCUCUUGUGCAACGCACAAGGCGCCGUGCAAAGGUGCAAGGGUGUGCAAUGCAGGUUGUGUUGCACCGGAGCCCUUGUGCAAUGCACGCUGCUGUUGGAUUUGCACUAAAGCACUUGUGCAACACGUUGCACACUGCUGCAAUGGGGCUCUUGUGCAACGCAGUGCACACUGCUGCAAUGGAGCUCUUGUGCAACACAGUGCACACUGUUGCAAUGGAGCUCUUGUGCAAUGCACACUGCUGUUGGAUUUGCACUAAAGCACUUGUGCAACAUGGUGCACACUGCUGCAAUGGAGCUCCUGUGCAACACACUGCAGACUGUUGCAAUGGAGCUCUUGUGCAACGCACGCUGCUGUUGGAUUUGCACUAAAGCACUUGUGCAACACGUUGCACACUGCUGCAAUGGGGCUCUCGUGCAACAGUGCACACUGCUGCAAUGGAGCUCUUGUGCAAUGCACGCUGCUGUUGGAUUUGCACUAAAGCUCUUGUGCAACACAGUGCACACUCUUGCACAAAAGCACUUGUGUGCGCUGCCUGCACUCAGUGUUGCAUGGAAGCUGUUGUGCAACGCACUCUGCUGUUUUGCAUUUGCACAGAAGCACUCGUGCAACGCCGCGCACUUUGGGCUGCAACGAAGGACUCGUGCAACGCACAAGGCGCCGUGCAAAGGUGCAGGGGGGUGCCAUGCAUCGCUGUGUUGCACUGGAGCUCUCGUGCAACGCACGCUGCCGUUGGAUUUGCACAGCAGCCCUCGUGCAAUGCAGUGCACGCUUACAAUGAAGGAUCUGUGCAUUGCACGCCGUGCAACAGAGCCCUCAUGCAACGCACCACGUUGUGCAAUGCAUGGUUUGCACUGAAGCUCUUGUGCAAAACGUGCUGCGUGCUUGCUCCAAAAUCCUCGUGCAAAGCACAGCACCGUGGUGAGUAGUGAAGCCCUCGUGUGAUGCACGCUGUCGUGCAACGAAGCACUGGUGCGACAGCGCCGUGCAAUGCAACAUUCAUUGCAACGCGGCCGUUGUACAACACAGGUGUUGCUUUUGCACGGCAGCCCUCGUGCAACGCACGGCGCUUUGCUUGUGCUCGCCCUCGUGCAAGGAAGAGGUGGUGGGGCGUGCAGCGGUGCAUUGGUUCAGAGCAGCGUUUGCAGCAGCGCCGUCGUGCAAGGGACAGGUUUACAGCAUGCAGUGCAACCCCUGUGCCGUCGUGCAAUGCACAAACACGUGCAACCCCCCCCGCCGUUGUGCAAAGCGUGACCCGUCGUGUCCAUUUGUGAGUUUCUUGUGCAAAAGAUGGAGGUGGAAGGAACCCCAGAUCCUCGUGCAAAGAACCCCCAGGUCCUCGUGCAACGGGUGGCGACGUCGGUGCAACGGCAGCCUCGUGCAAGGCGGGACCUCGUGCAAGAACAAGCCCUUGUGCAACACGGGACCGCGUGCAACAUGGGACCUCGUGCAUCGCACCCUCGUGCAACAGGGGACGCUGUGCAAUGGGGGACGUCGUGCAACGCAGCCUUGUGCAACAGACCCUCGUGCAACGCGCCCUGGUGCAGCUGCGAGACGUGUGAAGGGACACAGAGACGCCGGGGCUCCGUGCAACACGGGGGGGGGGGGCAGCCCCUCGUGCAAAGGACUCGUGCAAGGAGCGGCUGCCCUCACACUCAGACUCGUGCCGGGGCCUCGUGCAACGGAUUGGUGCCCUGCAGCAGCGUGCGAUGGGACGUUGGAGCCCAUGGGACUUGUGAGAUGCUGGGCCUUGUGCAAGGAGCUCGUGUGUUGCACGGCCCGGUGGGUUUCCGUCGUGCGAGGGGCCCUGGUGCACCUGGAUUUGCCUCACGGGGCCUCGUGCAACACGAGGGUGAGAUGUGGGGUGGUGUGCGAUGCUGUGGUGCAACACAGGGCCUUGUGCAACACAAGGGCGUGAGGUUGGGUGGUGUGCAACGCUGUGGUGCAACACGGGGCCUUGUGCGACUGCAUGGUGCAACACGGGGCCUUGUGCAACACGGGGCCUUGUGCAACACGAGGGUUCAACAGGGGGGUGUGCAACGCUGUGGUGCAACACAGGGCCUCGUGCAACAUGGUGGUGAGAUGUGGGGUGGUGUGCAACGCUAUGGUGCAACACAGGGCUUUGUGCAAGUGUAUGGUGCAACACACGGCCUCGUGCAACACGAGGGUUGAAAGAGGGGUGUGCAAUGCUGUGGUGCAACACAGGGCCUUGUGCAACUGUGUGGUGCAACACGGGGCCUCGUGCAACACGAGGGUUCAACAGGGGGUGUGCAACGCUCUGGUGCAACAUGGGGCCUUGUGCAACUGUAUGGUGCAACACGGGGCCUUGUGCAACACUCAAGUGCUGCGUGGGGCCUCGUGCAACACAAGGGUUGAACAAGGGGUGUGUGCAAUGCUGUGGUGCAACACAGGGCCUUGUGCAACUGUAUGGUGCAACACGGGGCCUUGUGCAACACGAGGGUGCGAGGUUGGGUGGUGUGCAAUGCUGUGGUGCAACACGGGGCCUUGUGCAACUGUAUGGUGCAACAUGGGUCCUCGUGCAACACGAGGGUUGAAAGAGGGAUGUGCAAUGCUGUGGUGCAACACAGGGCCUUGUGCAACCCUCAAGUGCUCCAUAGGGUCUUGUGCAAGGCAGUGGUGCAACAGUAGGCUGUGUUCACCUUUAUGGUGCAACACAGGGCCUUGUGCAACAUUCAAGUGCCACACGGGGUCUUGUGCAAGGCAGUGGUGCAAUGCUGGGCCUUGUGCAACACUCAAGUGCUCCAUAGGGUCUUGUGCAAGGCAGUGGUGCAAGAGUGCAGCUUGUGCACCCUCACUGUGCAACAUGGGGGCCUCGUGCAACAGCCCUGUGUCACACGGGGCCUUGUGCAACACGAGGGCUGGUCUGUGUGCAGCGUUGUGGUGCAACACAGGGCCUCGUGCACCUGUAUGGUGCAAUGCAGGCCCUCGUGCAACGCCCCCCUUGCGAGCCCAGGCUUUGCACAACACCCUCGUGCAACCGCACUGUGUUUUGCACGAGGCCUUGUGCAACGGCACGGCGCCAAAAGAGCUCUUGUGCAAAGCCCCCGUGCAGCAGCGUGCGGUCAGAGGCGCCCUCGUGCGACACGGGGAGGCGGGGGGGGGCUCUUGUGCAAAGGCGCCGUGCAACACUGGGCCUCGUGCAACACCCCCCUUGUGCAAGAGGGCCUCUUGUGCAACACUCCCUUGUGUCACCCCUAGUGCAAGAGGGGUGUCUUUGUGCACUAGUGCUUUGUGCAAGGGUGCUUUUGUGCAACACCGCCUUGUGCAAGAGGGCCCUUGUGCAACAGGCCUGUGCACCAGCCCUUGUGCAAGACGUGUCAUCACGCGCAACACCACUGCUUGUGCAAGAGGAGGGCCCUUUUUUGCACCACAGCUCGUGCAAGGGGGUCCAUUUGUGCACCUCCUCUUGUGCAAAGAGGCGUCCCCUUGUGCAACACUCUUGUGCAGCACCCCUUUGUGCAAGAAGAGGGCUCCUUUUUGUGCACCACUGCUUGUGCAAGCGGUUCCACUUGUGCAACACCCCUUUGUGCAAGAGGAGGGCUCCUUUUUUUGCACCACAGCUU
This is a messenger RNA of Lagopus leucura (white-tailed ptarmigan), 3713 nucleotides long. Its product is annotated as keratin-associated protein 10-6-like. Lineage: Eukaryota; Metazoa; Chordata; Aves; Galliformes; Phasianidae. The transcript has 3 exons. The annotation marks the transcript as partial. The record is from RefSeq and is a predicted model, not a curated record.